AAAAGGGGGGACUGGGUGCGCAGGAAGGGACAGUGGAUACUGUGGCCCCACAGCCAGAGUGUCCCCUGCAUGCUGAAUCCCACAGAUGGGUAUCAAACCUCAAGGGUGGCUCUGGGCUGUUUGGACCUGGCCACCGCCAGCAUGUGAGGGCAACCAAGCAUCUCUCCAUGUCCAUCCUAGGUAAACAGUCUGCACUGAGGAUUUUGGGAACAGGUGCAGUGCCGGGGCAGGCAAUGAGGCAGGCAGGAGGAUGCAAAGAGAGCACUGGAGAAGCUGGCAGGGUGGGCAGCUGCUGGGCACAGCGGUGUGCAGCAGCACUGGGGAAGGCAGUGCCGGCAGGGGAGCACUCAGCCGGCGCAGCAGCCAGGAGCAGAUGUUCCCUGUGGGACACUGCAGGCCGGGAUUCCCCGAAGUGCACAUGACGCCUGGAACUGCUCUUGGCAGGGAUCCGGAGGGCUGGCCCUGCUCUGCACAGGCAGUACAGCCCUGCUUCCUUGCCUGGAGCACGGCUGAAAAACCUGGCAGACAUGGCUGUGCAGCCCUUUGGCACACACCACCGGCACAGAAAUGCGGCUCUCCCCCUUGCUGGCUGGACUGGAGAGCAGCACCGGGCCCUCCUCAGCCACUCACACCUCCCCCUGCACUCCCCCCAUGGGGCCAUCAAGGCCACCAAAGAGCUGGGGAGAGGACAUGCCACUGUGGGCUUGACUCUGGGCUGGUACUGCCCGGGGAGGCUGGCACAGGGCACAAGGCAACCCCAUCUCCUCCAGGACUGCUCCUCCUCACAUCCUUCCUCCUGCACGUGAAAGAGGACCGUGCCAGCCCAACACGGUUGGUCUGUGACAACAGACUUAUCCAGAAAUACAUUGUGGAGGCCAAGGACAUGGAAAAGGGAGUGGGCCAGUGCCAGGCCCUGCCUCCACUCAGCUGCCCUGCAGUGCUGCCCUUGGUGGACUUCACUUUCCAGCAGUGGAAAUCCAAAUCGAACGAGACCAAGCGGCGGGAGAUCCUGUGUGACCUGGCCCUGCUGGUGGGUGCUGCAGCAGCGGCCCAGGGCCAGGUGAGCAAUGAGUGUGGGGCCAGGCAGCUGAGCCAGCUUUACCGACAUGCCAACUCCUUCUUCCUGCUCCUGCAGACCUUCAGCUGGGAGGCAGGACACUGGGAGCCGAGCUGCUCCCCACACUCCAUGGAGCAGACCCACAUCACCAGCAUUUUCCUCACCUACCGGCAGCUGGUACAGGGCAAGUUGAGCUUCUUCUUCUAUGACCUGGCCAAGGUCUUGUGCAAGCAAGGACCAGGGGACAGCAGAGACCCUCCAUGUGGGGCCCGGUGAGGCUGAACGCAGAGCUCAAAGCGAUGCUGGAGCAAUCCUGCAGGACACUAAGCUGUGCUCUGGGUGCCCAGGAAGAUGCCCACGGGGAAAAGGUUGGCACCUCUUCCUCAAGUCUUCAUCAGCCAUGCAGUGCAUGGAGGCAAACAGUGACACUCAUGUGCCAGCAGGCACAGGCCCUGCUCCCAUCUGGGCAGGCACCUCUACUGUGAAUGCUUUUCGA
Messenger RNA from Oenanthe melanoleuca, 1553 nucleotides. It is a transcript of the gene THPO, whose product is annotated as thrombopoietin. Gene Ontology annotation, molecular function: hormone activity; cytokine activity. The transcript has 4 exons. Gene Ontology annotation, biological process: positive regulation of hematopoietic stem cell proliferation; thrombopoietin-mediated signaling pathway; positive regulation of ERK1 and ERK2 cascade. The record is from RefSeq and is a predicted model, not a curated record. Lineage: Eukaryota; Metazoa; Chordata; Aves; Passeriformes; Muscicapidae. Bases 251 to 1333 code for a protein of 360 amino acids. Gene Ontology annotation, cellular component: extracellular region.